This is a messenger RNA of Puccinia triticina, 1674 nucleotides long. RefSeq lists its product as uncharacterized. The transcript is spliced from 4 exons. Bases 1 to 1674 code for a protein of 557 amino acids. NCBI's taxonomy places the organism in Eukaryota, Fungi, Basidiomycota, Pucciniomycetes, Pucciniales, Pucciniaceae. The record is from RefSeq and is a predicted model, not a curated record.
AUGUCACCGGCAAUGUCCACCCAGCCACGCCGUUUCCAUUGGCUUGUAGGGAUGACUGCUGUUCUCUAUACCCUCUCUGGCUCAGUUACUGUCGAAGCCGCUCCGGCAUUCGCUACUUUUUCAAACAAGCUGCUCACCCGCGACCCAGUUAAUACCGAUCUGCAUCUAGGACCGCUUCCCCAAAUAUCACGCGAGGGAUUCCGUGCUGAUGACCCCGCUGGGGCUCUUGGCAACGAAGGCCGAGGCGCUCCCACCGAGUUGAAUCUGAUGGACCGUUCCCGAGACGCGGCCACGGACUUGAGCCUUGCACCUCCGACACCGGAGCCGCGGCCUCCAGCGUCGGUCCCGUUGGACUUGGACCUUCGACUGGCCUUGGGUACGAACGCGCCUGAGACCCCAGCUGGUGCACCGGGAAAAACCGAAGGGACUGACAGCCACCUUCCAGACGCGGAGGAAAGCUCUUCAGCCGCACCAGCCGAGAUCCGUGUCACCAGAGAACAAUACAGCCCGGGUGCUAUGAAUUUUGGUCAACAGGCGAGGCAUCCCCGAUUGGAUCAAGGAAUCAACAAACCUAGGUUGACCUUCGAGCCUCAAGACCCGGCAAUAGCACUUGAGGCACAAUCACGACUUCUGGCCGCUCACGAUCAACCUUCAAGCCAUAAGGCAGACCCCUUACUGCGAUCAGCGAUGCUCCAAAGGAUUUCCCGAACGCUAAGUCAGGAUCCGUCUCAUAAUAGGCGCCCAGUACGUGCCGUAGCCUACAAUCCCGAAAACAACCCAACUUAUUAUGAUCAACCCAUCCAUCCCGAUACCCUGGUUGCUGGAAGCUCACAGAUCUUCAGGUCAAACUCUUUGGUGUCCCAACCAAAUGUAUAUGUGAACGCCCCCGGAUCCAGCCAGCUUGGGAGCCCGUUUGCAAGAGAGCAGAUGAGAAUGUUAGGAGGGACCCCGACCCACUUGCCCGAGGGUCAGACCAGUAAUUCCAAACGGGUGAUCGAGAGGCUCACUGAGCUCAACUUGCCCAGUAAACGCCGGCGGAAAAGCUCUGAAGCCACUUCAAAUUCUCCUGGUACCAACAAUGCUGCGGGAUCGAACAAUAUGUGGGGCAAGUUUCUAUUCGGGCAGCCGAGAGAUUCAGGAAUGAACCCGACUCACUUAUCCCAGGGCCAGCCCAGCAACUCCAAGCGGGUUCUCCAGGAGCCGACUCAGCCUAACUUAGCCAGGGAACGCGAUCAGACAAGCCUUGAAUCUACUUCAAAUGUUCCCAGUUCCAAUCGCCGUCUCGCAUCUGACACUGCGGAUCAUCUCCGUCACAAUCUUCAAAAUCCUCGGUAUCGUGCCGAUGUUAGUUCCAGACGUUACAUACGGCCCGGUGACGAGUCUUUUGCAGUUUUAAACUCAGGACCUACACCCACUGUGUCUCGUCAUAGUCCCACUGGCCCCAACUUAAUCAGGCAACACCAGCAGACAAGUCGUGAAACUACUUCAAAUUUCCCCGUUUUCAAUGGUGGUCUCACGCCCCAAUUUGUGCAACAUCUCGAUUCCAAUCCUCCCAAUACUUGGCAUCGUCACAUUUUCAACCCGCCACAUUUUCAAGCCAAUCCAUGGCUCAAAAAUAUUUUCAUGCACCAAUUCGCACCCAAUACUCAGCCUCAUACCAAUCCCGGUCCUUAA